Messenger RNA from Gasterosteus aculeatus aculeatus (three-spined stickleback), 2551 nucleotides. The record is from RefSeq and is a predicted model, not a curated record. Lineage: Eukaryota; Metazoa; Chordata; Actinopteri; Perciformes; Gasterosteidae.
AUGACAUUUCUGUGUGCCGGGCCAGAGAUCGGAGGCCGAGACCCCUGCCAGGGGGACUCGGGGGGCCCUCUGACUAAACUGCGAGCGGCUGAUGAGCAGAAGGAGGGAACACCGUCAUCAGGGCUGUGCGGCGUGAGAGAUGGACGCGUCACCGGCCGCGAGGGGCUGCUCAGAAACCCCGCCCUCCCUGGCGAUCGCUACGACAACAACCAGUUGUGUGUGUGGAGUAUCAGUGUUCCUCCAGGUAACAGCGUUCUACUGGAAUUUGACCACUUUGAUCUGGAAAGUGACCCUUUCUGUCGCUACGACCGACUCACCGUGUCAGUCGGCACUCAGAGGCCAGUUGGGGUUUUCUGUGGAGGGGUCCUUCCCGGCCCGGUGCUGCUGAAGAAUUCCCAGCAUGCAACACUUGACUUCUCCACCGAUGUUGACCGAGCAGGGAGCGGCUUCGCCAUCCGGCACCGUGCCGUCCAGGGAAACUCCAGUCUGGGAUGCGGAACCGUCGUGCUCGUUGACGAUCUGACCCCCGUCCACAGUCCAAACUACCCACGGUGCUACGGCGAAGACUGUGUCCUCCGCUGGGUUGUCCACGCUCCACAGGGACACGUGGUUAAGGUGACGCAAUCAAAGCUAAAAAGGCAGCGUUUCCCUCAGGCGCUCGGGGCUGAUUCCGCUGUUGUGCUCCAGCUGGAGUUUUCUGAUUUCGACCUGGAGGAGUCGGACGGAUGCCUGUACGACUCCCUCACUGUCCUGGGAGAUGUGGAGGGGGCCGAGGAGAUUGUGGUGCUGUGUGGUGGAGAUGUUCCUCCUCCCGUCCUCUCCUACCACAGCGUCAUGGUGCUUCACUUCACCUCAGACGGCAGCGUCACGCACCGGGGCUUCAGCGCGACGCUGACGUUCAUCAGCAACGCAGACCUUCAGCGACCCAGAGGGGGGGGGGAGGUCACACAGACCAGCGCACACGGCACACGCUCGCAGUAGCAACAGCUCCCAAUGGCAAACAUCGGGUUACUCCAAAUCUGAGUAGAUGAAGGACGCGUUGCCGCUUCUCUCCCCGACUCCCUGCACACACAUAAGAACGGCACGAGCAUGAGGGGAAAUGUGAAGCAAGAAAUGCAUUUAUACCAACAUGAUCACGCAUGGUUCGUUUCACUACAGCAUGAUGAUGAAUUAAUAGCGAGGAAGGCCAAUAAUUUGCUUGUUAAGUUCACUUACGCAGAACUGCCCUGGGAAACUUCUGCCAGCGAAGCAGUUGCAAUUAGGACGUUAAGUUGCUCAAAAAGUUCAUGCAAAUAUUAAUGAUGGAGAGCAGGUGGACACUUUCCAUGUGGUUGAGUUUUCUGCUAGUGUUAAAAAUUCAUGCAACUUGCUUAAAAAGCAGUGCGGGGCCACCCUGAGCAGCUCUAGCGUAACAAUCAAAUGAAGUUACAUGAAUAUAGUACAAAGUAUUUAUUGGAAAUGAUGGAAUUAGACCAGGAUUUUGACAAAUUGUGUGUUGUUAAUGUGGUUAUUCUCUACAACUGGGAGUUUCAUUUCUGCUGCAUGCUCUGGCAGCAGCACUCCGUGUCCUUCUGGAGACCUUCUGGAGACCUUCUGGAGACCUUCUGGCCUCUGCGGUCCAACGUCGAACACUGACUCUCCACAGAACGGAGGCCUGGUUCAUUUGACAAUCCUACUUCCUGUAUCAUCUCUUACAUUUACGAGCCGCCCCGAGACGUCUCCGUGGCAGCGGCUAGGGAGCCGUGCCUUGCUCGUGGGCACGUUGACGGGAAGUGUCGACGACGAGCUUGUGGCGGCAUACCGGUAGACUGUGUGUCACAACAUCAGUGGACAUCCUGAGACAUGUGACGUACUUCUGCUUCUCCGUGCACUCUGGGACAUGAAGGAAAUCUCGCUGGGGUUCAAAGGUAACAAUUUCCCUACAAAUGAUGACACACAGAUGUGGACGUGGUGACGCCUUUGUCUCAUUUCCAGUAGUGCCGUCCAAAUGUGUAACAAGAGGGACGAUGCAUCUGUUGCCGGUUUGUUUGGAGAUGAUGGCGGUGUUCCAUUCACGAUGCCCUUUGUUGCAGUAGUCCCAGAUGUGCAGCCGUCCGGCGGCAGAGAGCCCCGAUGUGGACCAUAAUAUCAGAGGAUCCCAGAAUGCAUUUUUACACAGGGGCUCACGUGAUGAAAACUACAGCAAAGAAUCACCAGGGGCAACUUUUCAUUUUGUUUUCUACUCUAUAGGAAAUGAUGUUAGCACGCUACCAUCCAAGCAAGCGGCCUCCCCCGUGUGGCCUCACGCGGCCACUAAAAACCUUAUGAGCUGUUCACUCCAUAACCAACCAAAAGCCUCGCUUGCAAUGAGAUGAUUAAUGACGACAAGCUAUAUGAUAAAUGUCAUGAUAUCACUUCAUAGGAGACAUUUUCACACCAUGUUUGUGUAGCGCUCACAAAUGCUUAAUCCGUGGACAUUAUUACUCCAUUAUGAGCUUUCUUUCACGGUAGAAAACGCAAAGAAAUCAUUUAUGUGACGAAUAAAGUUGACAUGUUAUUAUUUUCCAACCAA